This is a messenger RNA of Pangasianodon hypophthalmus (striped catfish), 1192 nucleotides long. It is a transcript of the gene cops6, whose product is annotated as COP9 signalosome subunit 6. The transcript has 10 exons. Gene Ontology annotation, biological process: protein deneddylation. NCBI's taxonomy places the organism in Eukaryota, Metazoa, Chordata, Actinopteri, Siluriformes, Pangasiidae. The record is from RefSeq and is a predicted model, not a curated record. Gene Ontology annotation, cellular component: COP9 signalosome. The coding region runs from base 39 to 1013 and encodes 324 amino acids. Gene Ontology annotation, molecular function: protein binding; metallopeptidase activity.
UAUCCCAACGCACUGUAAUCGCCCGCUAAAUACUGCGCAUGCGUAGUAGCUACCCAGCGAAGAUGGCGGCGAGUAAUGGUGGAGGGAUGGAAGUGGACGCGGCCGCGAGCCCCAGCGUGAUGGCGUCUGGUGUCACCGGCAGUGUGUCCGUGGCACUUCAUCCUCUCGUGAUCCUGAACAUCUCAGACCACUGGAUCAGACUACGAUCACAAGAGGGACGAGUAAUACAAGUGAUCGGCGCUUUGAUUGGGAAGCAGGAGGGCCGCAACAUCGAGGUGAUGAACUCGUUUGAGUUGCUGUUCCACACAGUGGAGGACCGAAUUCACAUUGACAAGGAGUAUUACUACACAAAGGAGGAGCAGUUCAAGCAGGUGUUUAAGGACAUGGAGUUCCUUGGCUGGUACACGACCGGUGGCCUUCCUGAUCAAUCAGAUAUCCACAUUCAUAAGCAGGUGUGUGAGAUCAUUGAGAGUCCGCUCUUCCUGAAGCUCAACCCAAUGACUAAACACACAGACUUGCCCGUGAGUGUGUACGAGUCCGUGAUCGAUAUCAUUAACGGAGAGGCGACCAUGUUGUUUGCAGAGCUACCAUACACUUUGGCGACAGAGGAGGCUGAGCGAAUCGGAGUGGAUCACGUAGCACGCAUGACGUCGACAGGAACGGGAGAGAAUUCCACAGUUGCUGAACACCUCAUAGCUCAGCACAGUGCCAUUAAGAUGCUGCACAGUCGAGUGAAACUGAUACUGGAGUAUGUGAAAGCAGUGGAGGCUGGUGAAGUUCCGUUUAACCACGAGAUCCUGCGGGAGGCGAACGCUCUGUGUCACCGGCUACCUGUACUGAGCACACUUAAGUUCAAGACCGACUUCUACGACCAAUGUAACGACGUGGGUCUGAUGGCGUAUCUCGGCACCAUCACUAAAACCUGCAACAGCAUGAAUCAGUUCAUCAACAAGUUCAACGUGCUGUACGACAGACAGGGGAUCGGCCGGCGCAUGAGGGGGCUCUUCUUCUAACACACACACACACACACACACACAUACACACAGGUUUCAUAUAGGGGAUUGUGUAAAGUUAUUUCUGUUCUGUUAUAUAUUAAUACAACCUGAACGCCACCACCAUCAACUCACACACUGAUGUAUUCUGCUCUAUAGUGUGUGUUCUGUUAAUAAAUGUGAUUCUGAUUUUUGAGAAA